Messenger RNA from Pyricularia pennisetigena, 489 nucleotides. RefSeq lists its product as uncharacterized. The transcript is spliced from 3 exons. The record is from RefSeq and is a predicted model, not a curated record. Bases 1 to 489 code for a protein of 162 amino acids. NCBI's taxonomy places the organism in Eukaryota, Fungi, Ascomycota, Sordariomycetes, Magnaporthales, Pyriculariaceae. Gene Ontology annotation, molecular function: cyanate hydratase activity; DNA binding.
AUGGCCGACACGAGGCUUGCCUCCCUGGAUGACUCAAUGGCGAGCCGGCUACCGGUGCACUCGCAGACGCUGUUCGACGCCAAGACGGCCAAGAAGCUCACCUUUGAGGCCAUUGCCUCCAAGCUCGGCAGGAGCGAGGUGGCCGUGGCCGGCAUGUUCUAUGGACAGGUGCAGGCUUCGGAAGAGGACGUCGAGGCUCUCUCGGAGCUUCUGGGUGUGCCCAAGGAGUCGCUGUCCAAGAUGACCAACUUCCCGGACCGGGGUCGAUCGGGCCCAAUGCCGCCGGUCGAGCCGCUCAUCUACCGGCUGUACGAGGUUGUGCAAAACUAUGGCUACUCAUUCAAGGCUGUGAUGAACGAGAAAUUUGGAGAUGGCAUCAUGAGCGCAAUCUGCUUCCAGACAAAUGUCGAGAAGGAGGUGGACGAGCAGGGUGCGACUUGGGCUGUCAUCACCCUCAGGGGGAAAUGGCUUCCCUUUACUCGCUUCUAA